Volvox carteri f. nagariensis is the source of this 825-nucleotide messenger RNA. RefSeq lists its product as uncharacterized. The record is from RefSeq and is a predicted model, not a curated record. The transcript is spliced from 5 exons. Bases 1 to 825 code for a protein of 274 amino acids. Gene Ontology annotation, molecular function: sugar transmembrane transporter activity. NCBI's taxonomy places the organism in Eukaryota, Viridiplantae, Chlorophyta, Chlorophyceae, Chlamydomonadales, Volvocaceae. Gene Ontology annotation, cellular component: membrane.
AUGCCUUCGGUUGUGCUGCUCAACGUGGUACCAGCGUUUGGGAACCUCCUGGCAUCACUUAUGCUUAUAUCGCCUGUGCCAGCCGUGCUGAAACUUAGAGCAACUGGCAAGCUAGGCGUGCAGGACCGUAUCAUGAGCAUUAUGUUGCUGGGGUCUGUACACUUCAUCACCAUGACCAUCGUUGCGCUGUUCAGUUUAACACAGCAAGCCGCGGAGCGAAUGUGGGGAACAAACGCCAUCAUCAUCCUCAUGGUGUAUUACUUCAUCCCCCUCUCGUCCAUGUACGACAUCAUUCGAAGAAAGAAUGCGAUCUCGAUCUAUCCGCCGCUGGCAUGUGGUGCGAUUGCCAACGGAGGGCUCUGGACGGUCUACGGCUUCGCGUUGAAGGACGUCAACCUCUGGCUGCCCAACCUAUUCGGUGCCGUGAUUGGUGUCGUACAGCUCGUCCUGCGUGCCGUGUACGGCGCCGCACCCGAUGCAGCUCAGUCCAGUAUGGUGGCGGCUUCUGGCCCCUCCAGUGUAGCGACAUCAUCGUCCCCCAAGAACCCCCUCAAGACGCCCUGCUCCAGGGGGGGAGGCGCCGACGGCCCGCCACACGCCGAGAGCCCCGAGCAACACCCCGCCGCCAAACAUCCGGCUGCCAAGGAGCCCAGGCGCCCUUCCAUUUUGGCGCUGCUGCACCCUUACCAGUACAUCGCCGCUCAGCUUGGCGAUGUUGAGAAAGGGGGCUCCGCCUCGACCGCCUCCCCCGCCUCCAACUCCGUCACGGUGGUGGCCACCGCGACCUCGACCGCCAUCAAGUCGCAGCUAGGGGCCCAGCUGUGA